AUGGGGCUGCACUCCAUCCUGCAACACCUCCACCCCCAGGGACCGACAGAGGAUGCUGUGGACUUCAGCUCAGCGUUCAACACCCAUCAUCCCAGAAGUCCUCUCACCAAACUCACCCAGCUCCACAGCCGGCCUCCACCUGACCUGCCCCCCUCUGUGGGCCCUGAGGGGGAGCGUCUAGACCUGGACCUGGACGAGGAUCCUGAGGACGGGGAUUCGUUCUUUGAUGACCUGCUACCCAAACCACAGAAGACGUACGGCUGGAAGGUAGAGGCGUCCGGGGCCCGAGGGGGUCCAGCGGGGUCCCUGUCAGAGGCCCCAGGAGGAGGAAGCAGCGCCUCAGAGCAAAGCCACAGCAGGAAGGGAGCGCCGGCCUCCAGAGAGAAAGGCUUCAGGGACCCAAAGGCCCCCACCGAUCAGACGGGAUCCCUGCAGCUCGACGACGAUGUUCAAUACGACGAUGACUUCAACAGCCAUCGGUCGGACUUCUCGAGGAGCGAGCUCAGCAUCGGUGAGGAGAUCGAGGAAGUUUCCAUCGAGGGGCCCGACUCCAGCAACAAGCUUGACGACAGCACCCAGGACCUGAGCGUCUCGCAGCUCAGUCAGAGUCACGGAGCCGACUACAUGGAGGAGGUGGCCUGAGCUCCCAUGAUGCACCUCUUCAGUGAGAUCCUACAUGGAGGAGGUGGCCUGAGCUCCCAUGAUGCACCUCUUCAGUGAGAUCCUACAUGGAGGAGGUGGCCUGAGCUCCCAUGAUGCACCUCUUCAGUGAGAUCCUACAUGGAGGAGGUGGCCUGAGCUCCCAUGAUGCACCUCUUCAGUGUUCAAGCAGAAUGAUUCCAGUUAUUGAUUUGCAGGAAACAUGAAGCGCUCCUCUUCCUGAGGAAGUCUCCGUCUACUUCCUGCUGAGCAACGUCCACUUCCUGUUUGCUCUAGAAAGUAAAAGGUCAGAAACAGACGUUUGAUGACUUUAAAGUUUUAGACCUUAUUCCAGUCCAAAAUAAUGGAAUCUGAUGGACAUUAAAACACUUUUAGAGUUAGCUGCUUAUUAUCUUUAUUAUUAGGGUCCUCUAUACAAUGCUGCUUAUGCUUCAACUCUGUCCGAAUUUUCUUUUGGCAUUGGGUGCCCUUUUUUUUGGUUUGAGCACCUGCCCCCCAAAAUGUCUGAGCACGUGCCUGGUGGCCAUCAAAUGCGCCUUCUUAGAUUUUCCGCCAUUGAGAAUUUUGUAAAAAAAUAUUUUUUUGCUUUUUUCCAAAACGCUUUGUCCGAUUCAUCCGAAAAUUUCAGGGAUCCAUUUUUGGUUCAAUUUCAUCAUAACUACUGAAAAUCUUGUUGAUAUCUUAUUGCGUUCAGAGAAUAUAGACCAAUGAACAUCUAAGGGGUGUGGCCUAAUAUUUGAUGUCACACAACUUCUAAAUUAUUUGGCCUAUCCUCACCAAAUUGCUAUCCUAUGUCCAUAUCGCAUAUUUUAAACUACCUAAUUUUUUUCAUAAUAUUUGAACAUUAGGGGGUGCUGCAAUAAAUCCCUCAAUAUCUGCUU
Pseudoliparis swirei is the source of this 1541-nucleotide messenger RNA. It is a transcript of the gene cep43, whose product is annotated as centrosomal protein 43. NCBI's taxonomy places the organism in Eukaryota, Metazoa, Chordata, Actinopteri, Perciformes, Liparidae. The coding region runs from base 1 to 642 and encodes 213 amino acids. The transcript has 7 exons. The record is from RefSeq and is a predicted model, not a curated record.